UUUCCUUCUUUUUCCCCCCCACCUCUUUGUUUCCCAUUGAGUCGAUGUGGAAACGUUCACCUAGAUCGGAGGACAACUCUGGGAACGACUCAACUCAACAUCAUCUAUCUGAGCUGGGUUUCCUAGGUCGAUCCAAAAAGUCCAAAAAAUUUCAAUCGCAGCCAGAAUCAUCCUCUCGUUCACCUCUCCGUUCAUUUCGCUCAUUCACUCGGGGCGUGAUAGACAGACCUAGCAGCAGUCUUUCAAACCAGACCAAUAUUACCCGGCCAAGAGCACCCUCGACUGUCGCAGGAUCGAUUAAUUCUGCUUACCCAGAACCCGCCGGUCAACCUGCGCAUUCAAAUCGCUCACGAGCAUCAUUUAAUUCAAGAUCGGGACGGACCACCGGCCCAAUGGAGGUAGAUCGCACCCACACACGGAGGGAGAGGACUUUUGUCGGGAGCGAAUGCGCCGUCUGCGAGGAACCCUUGGAGCAUACCCUACGCGGCGAGCGUGUUCUGCAGCUCUCGUGCUCCCAUGUCUCCCACGAGGCCUGUUUCUAUGAAUUUCUGCGGGAAUGCGAUGGACAAUACUGCCCAACCUGCAAUGCGCCAUUGGCCCUGGACACAAGUCGCGGUGGAAAUGUCUUGGAUAUCGAGAAAAUCAGUAAUAUUGUUCGCUCAGUGACGUCGCAUGAUACCGCUACAGUACGCAGUGGCUUGACAACACCAACUCCAUGGGAGCAGUCGAGUCGACGACCACCAAGUGAUUCUGGCAGUCGCUACACCUCGGGUACCCGAGAGCCACCCCCUCACACCUCUUCAACGAGGGAGCCAUCUUACAACCCUUCAGCAAAAGAACCAUCCUACAACCCCUCGAGAGAUUCAUCCUAUAAUCGACGAGAUAGCCGUGAUACCAGCAGCCAGCGUGAGCGCGUAGAGCGAUUGACUGUGGGCUCUAAUCCUCGUCAACCCCACUCCCGGAAUGGCAGCGCGGCCGGCUCAUCGGGCGAAUACAAUGAAGGCCAACACAGCAGUGGGCGGCGCCAUGAUUACGAUGUUCAAGCUAUGGAGUCAGACAUCAGUCCUCGCCCCAAGGUCGCCAAGAAUCCCAUUCCCGCGCCGAUAGUCACUGUCCGAAGCGAGUUUCCGACUAUGAACCGAUCCCGCCAACAGCAGACCCUCACGUGUCUGAUUACGGUCGAGGUGCCAGAUGCCAAUUGGCGUCCUGACUUGGAUGAUCUACGACAUACACCUUCAGGACAGUCGCAGCCGGAUGAGCCAUACACGGGACGAUUUGGUGCACAGGAUGCGCGAUCGAUUCAGCAUGAACCGACGGAGAAUAUGGAAGAAGUGGCCGAGGAAUUGCGCAACCGGGUGGACAAUUGGCACGGUCUUGAGUUCCAACGGUUUGGCAAGCUGCGCCUCCACGGACACAUGCGCGUGGGCAAGGAUCGGGAUUCCUGGCAGGAGUUGGAAUGCUAUCUCUUCGGAGAGAUGCUUAUCUGUGUCAAGGAGAAGAAAUCGGCCGACCCCCAAUUUGAUGCCAACGGGCGACGCAAGCCUGUUCGUUGCAGUCUCAAGGGCUCAAUUUUGAUUAAGAAGCAUUUAAAGUCCAUCGAGGUGUCGCCAGAUGAACCUAUUCUCUCCUUGAACCUUUCUGUCUCCGAGCUGCCUUGUUUCUUCCUUCGCUUCCAGAAUCGCAACCAGCUUGAGACGUGGCGUCGGUCUUUGAUCGAUUUGCACCCGGAGGCCCUUUCACGCCACAAUGACUAUGACUAUGACAACUCGGGAGCGGAGGAGGAUGACUACCGUGGUAGCCGUGGAAUCCAACGACAGGCUUCUAUCAAUUCGUCUUACGGCGCAGGAAAAUCCAUCAAUACCGCUAUUACAGACUACACCAACCCCGACUACGCCCACCCCGACGCAGAAUUCCCUGCAAUCAACACUGUUCAUAUUCCCCUCGAUCUUGUUGUGGUCAUUCCGGUAUCCUCGUCUAUGCAAGGCCUGAAGAUUACUCUCCUGCGUGAUGCCCUCAAAUUCCUUGUACAGAAUCUCGGCCCUCGGGACCGGAUGGGUCUCGUGACUUUUGGCUCGAGUGGUGGAGGUGUGCCCCUGGUUGGUAUGACCACCAAGUCUUGGGCUGGAUGGCCCAAGAUCCUCGAAUCGAUCCGGCCGGUUGGACAAAAGAGUCUCCGUGCGGACGUGGUUGAAGGUGCCAAUGUCGCCAUGGAUCUUCUGAUGCAGCGCAAAUUCAACAACCCCGUCUCGACCAUUCUUCUGAUCAGCGACUCUUCUAUCUCCGACCCCGAAAGCGUUGAUUUUGUAGUCUCCCGCGCGGAAGCUGCCAAGGUCAGCAUCCACUCGUUUGGUCUUGGAUUGACCCACAAGCCCGAUACUAUGAUUGAGUUGUCUACUCGUACUAAGGGAUCUUACUCAUAUGUGAAAGAUUGGAUGAUGUUGCGAGAAUGUGUUGCUGGAUGCCUGGGCGCGUUGCAGACAACUUCCCACCAAAACGUCAAGUUGAAGCUCCGCCUACCUGAAGGGUCACCCGCCAAGUUUGUUAAGAUUAGCGGCGCUCUUCACACCACAAAGCGUGCAACUGGCAAAGAUGCCGAAGCCGCACUGGGAGAUCUCCGAUUCGGUGACAAGCGCGACGUCUUGGUUCAACUUGUCAUCCAGCCCGAUAACGCCACGCAGGACAACAUGCCGCAGGAUCCAUGGGAGAGCCUAGUCUCUGGAUUGGAGGCUCUCGGCGGCGGUUCUGAUGGCGAUGAAAGCCGAGUUCUGAGUGUUGAAGAGGUCCCAUUGAUCCAGGCUGAUCUAACCUACGGCGACCUGCUCCGUGAUGGCCAUCUCACCCACUCCCCCCGCCCUUCACUCCUGGCCAUUACCAUGUUGCCCCCUAAUCCUCGGGCCAAGGGUCACCGAUCCUCGACCCCUCCAAUUCCUCCCCACCCCUCGAUCGUGCAGCGCCGCAUGGAGCUGCUCACUUCCGACAUGUUGACCCGUGCUCUCACUCUGGUUUCUCGGGGUCAGCAUGAUCGCGCGAUGCAUCUCCUCAACGAAACCCGCAGCAUCCUCAAAGGCCUGGGCAAGGGUGGCCUGCCACCUCUGCCCCAGGGUGCUUCCCGAUCCGACGGCGAUGCCGACAGCCGCGGUGACACCCCAGUCUCGGCCUCCUCUCCUAAAUCGUCUACCUUUAGUGGAACCCAUUCAUCCGCUUCCGAUACCAACACUAUCACACCACCCUCUGCGGUCGAUGCUCAGACGAUGAUUGCCCUGAACGCAGAUCUAGAAUCGUCCUUGGAGUGGAUCAACCACCCGGCAGUCUUCGGGCGUGAUUCACGCAAGGCAGUGCUACAGAGCAUUGGUGUGAUCUCCUCACAGCGCGCCUACACCUUCCGCACUCCAUCCGAAGCUCACUGGGCCCAGCGCGUCUCCGGUGUGCGUCGUUUGACGGAGCGAUCCCAAGACUGGCGCGAGACUGGCGACGAUGCUUUGACGGAGGAGUAG
Molecule: messenger RNA, 3494 nt
Organism: Penicillium samsonianum
Lineage: Eukaryota; Fungi; Ascomycota; Eurotiomycetes; Eurotiales; Aspergillaceae
Product: VWA and PH domain-containing RING finger protein
Exons: 3
Coding region: 45-3494 (1149 amino acids)
Source: RefSeq, a predicted model, not a curated record